AUGUGCAAAUCAAAAAAGAACACGAACACAAUCAACUCUUUAACCCCAAAAUCCAAGAGUUCCAAUUCCUUAAAAUCAUCGACGACGACGACAACAUCAAUUUUAUCUUCAUCUUUUGUCAACCCAACAUCAUCUUCUAACAAUUAUCCAUCAACAAAUUACACUCCAAACUACUCAGCAACAUCAAAGUCUUCGUCUUUUACAAGCAAAACAUCUCUUUCUAACUUUAAGGGUUCAUUACCAGAAAACCCUCACAUUUAUGACUUCUCUGAAAUCUGUAAAGCUACGAACAACUUUUUAAAGAAACCCUUUUCUUCUUCCUCUUCAUCAACCUCUUGGAGAUGCUCCAUUCGUGGAAAAGAAGUGAUUCUUUUUCAACGCAAGUUUUUCCGUCAGAUUGGAUUACCUGAGCUUCAACAGAUGUUGUUGACCAUUUGCAGGAGUCAUCACAGUACCUUGAUUAAGCUUCUCGGUGCAUCCACUUCAGGGAGUAAUAUUUAUCUUGUUUAUGAAUAUUUUCGUGGUGUAAAUUUAGCUACUUGUCUUAGAAACCCACAGAAUCCCAGUUACACAGUUUUAUCAUCUUGGUUAUCACGUAUGCAGAUUGCUACUGAUAUAGCUCAUGGUCUGGAUUAUAUUCACCAUUGUUCAGGAUUGAGUUCAGAAUUUGUGCAUUAUCAUGUAAGAAGUUCUAGUAUUUUAGUGACUGAAGAUUCUUUAAAUGCCAAGAUUUGUCAUUUUGGGUCUGCUGCACUGCGUGGAGAGAUAGUGGGGAAUGAAAGGUCUUCGUCGAAAAACUUUGGGAGGUCGGACAGUAUGGUAAUGAAAAUUGAGGGAACACCAGGGUAUAUGGCACCUGAGUUUCAAGCAAAUGGAGUUUUGACACAGAAAUGUGAUGUGUAUGCAUUUGGGGUGGUCAUUUUGGAGUUGGUGUCUGGGGAGGAAGCGUUGCGGUACGUGUUUGAUAAGGGGGCUGUUGGUCAUAAGAGAAUUAGUGUGAUUGAGAGGGCCAGGGAGGUGGUGGCUGUUGGUGGAGGUGAGUUGAGGAAGUGGGUUGAUAAGAGGUUGAAGGAUUCGUAUCCGGUGGAAGUAGCAGAGAAGAUGGUGUUGUUGGGAUUGGAGUGUGUGGAUGAUGAUCCAGAGAAGCGGCCGGAUAUGGGACUGGUUGAUGGUAGAGUCUCUAAAUUGUAUUUGAAGUCAAAGAAUUGGGCUGAAAAGAUUGGUUUGCCUACUGAAUUCUCAGUCUCAAUGGCUCCUCGAUGA
Dovyalis caffra is the source of this 1263-nucleotide messenger RNA. Lineage: Eukaryota; Viridiplantae; Streptophyta; Magnoliopsida; Malpighiales; Salicaceae. The record is from the annotation of a GenBank genome assembly.